GAUGCAAUUCGAUGACCUUUUGCAGUAUCUAGGGGAGUUUGGAGCUUUUCAGAAACGUGUAUAUUUGUUGCUGUGUCUGACCUGUAUCGUUCACGGUAUGCGGAUGGUUGUGUUGGUCUUUCUGUUGUACACCCCGAGACAUAGUUUGAUCUUGUGUGUGACAACGCCAUGAAGAGAUCCCACGCAACAAUGACGUUUUAUGGCGGCUUUCUCAUCGGAGUUUUUGUUCUAGGCGCUGUGUCUGACAUAAUUGGACGGAAGCGUUGUCUUUUCUUGUCAUUGACCCUCCUACUGCUCCUGGGAACGGGGCUGGCGUUUGCCCCGUCAUUCCUUGCCUUCGCCAUCCUCAACUUUUUUGUCGGAGCUGCUACCACCGGGAUAUUUUCUUCUGCCUUUGUUAUUGGCAUCGAGCUGGUUGGACCGUCCAAGCGCACGUACACGGCCAUGCUGAUUCAGCUGUUUUUCUCCUCUGGUGUGGUCGCUCUUGCAGGCCUGGCUUACCUUGCGCACCACUGGGUUCACCUGGAGCUGAUCAUAACCAUACCUUUGGCCCUGUUCUACCUCACCUGGUGGUUCAUCCCGGAGUCUCCAAGAUGGCAAAUACAGAGGGGCCUCUAUGGCCCGGCGAGAGAGACGGUAGCAAAGGCGGCAGCUGUCAACAGGACAAGUGUACCGGAUGACGUCAUAGAAGCAGUCAUGCCUUCGGGAAGAGAGAGACUCGAAGAAAAGGAAACGAGGAUAAACGGCGGGAAAGAGAGCGUUUCUUUGGUCAAGGUAGUGUCGCCCCUUUCCCCUGCUGUGUCAAAAGAACAGGAUGAAAGUGAAGAGGAGAUGCUCAGGGAAAAAGACCAAAGAGGAAGACUUGUUGAUCUGUUCAAAAGUAAAGUGUUGUUUCUGAGGACAAGUGUGAUCUUUUUCAACUGACUACCAGUGGGUCACGGUAGCUCUUGCCAUGUUGGGAAAGUUUGGAGCAGCAGGAGGGUUUGGCACCAUCUACAUGUACUCGACUGAGAUCUACCCUACAGUCAUACGGAACUCUGCCUUAGGAGCUAGCUCCAGUUGGGCCCGAGUGGGCGCCAUGUUGGCCCCCUAUGUGGCAGCCCAGGGUGCCCGAACUGGAGGUUCUCUAGGAAAGGGGAUUCCCCUCCUCGUGUGCGGCUGCCUCAUACUCAAUGCUGCAGUUCUGUCAAUCGUUCUCCCGGAAACCCUCCAUCGCAAACUUCCAGAAACAAUAAUGGACGCUAAACUAUUUUCAAGGUCAACCAAAGGGACCAGGGACCAGGCCUGACUUUGGGAGACCAACAGGAGCAGCCUGAACUUUAUAAGUAGCAUGCAUGUAUUAUAAUUUUAUACAUUUAAUCUAUAUUCUGAUUUAUGCCUUAUCUAAUGCUUUCUCCAUUAAAUUGAAUUUUGACAAUACUUCC
Molecule: messenger RNA, 1424 nt
Organism: Aplysia californica (California sea hare)
Lineage: Eukaryota; Metazoa; Mollusca; Gastropoda; Aplysiida; Aplysiidae
Product: organic cation transporter protein
Biological process (GO): transmembrane transport
Cellular component (GO): membrane
Molecular function (GO): transmembrane transporter activity
Source: RefSeq, a predicted model, not a curated record